Messenger RNA from Arctia plantaginis, 2301 nucleotides. Lineage: Eukaryota; Metazoa; Arthropoda; Insecta; Lepidoptera; Erebidae. The record is from the annotation of a GenBank genome assembly.
AUGUCGCUUAUAAUAUUAUGUCUUCAAAUUUUACCUUUAGUUUUCGCUAAUAAAACUAUUACUGAUGCAACUAUUGGCAUAUUUCAUGAUGACACGAGUGACGAAGAGAAUUUAGACGAAAUGAAACAAGAUAUAUCGUACCCAACUUACAUUGGCUGUUUAUUCGUUUUCAUGACUCUUCUAAUCGGCGUCAUAGUACGACUGGGUAUGCUGUGGAUCGGAAUGUCUAUACCCUACAGAGUGAUCAUGUUUUCUUUCGGAGGUAUAGCUGGACUAUGCGCUAACAAAUACCCGACGUUUCGACCGCUAGUAAGCGUCUGUUACAUGGACGUUGACGUGAUUUUAAUUAUAUUUUUACCAAUAUUAAUAUUCAAAACUUCUUAUACCGUCGACGCUCAUUCAUUCUGGCGAAGCAUUUUGCAGAUAUUUCUAGUCGGUGUACCUGGAUCAUUACUAACGGCUCUUAUAGUUGCUUUUAUGGCGUUUUAUUUAAUUGAAACAUCCUGGGAUUUUUCUGUAGCAUUACUAUUUGGCGUUGUUUGUUCACCAAUAGACCCAUUAGAUGUCGUUAAACAAUUAAAUACCAUGACGAAAGGGAAAUACAUCAGCGUACUACUUCUCGGUGAAGGAUUGCUGGGUGAUGUAACAGUGAUGAUAGAGUUUAUGGCAGUGUUCGGUUAUACAGCACAAGCUCUGGCCACAAGUUCGCACAUAGUUAUAUAUUUACUCCGAUACGCCGGUGGGGGGUUCUUACUAGGGAUAUUAAAUGGAACUAUAACAGGCACUAUACUCUCUGGAACUUAUUACGAUAAUGUAUGUGCUGUAACAGUUACUUUAGCUGGGGCGUACUUAACAUUUUACAUCGGUGAAAAGUUUUUGUAUGUAUCUGGUUUCCUGGGCACUGUUAUAACGGGUAUUAUGGUGAGUAAGAAGAAGUCAACCAUAGCUGGCGACGUGGAGAUGGUCGUGUCUCACUUCUGGACGAUUGCUGCGCAUGCCGCGAACACAUUGCUGUUUACAAUCGUUGGAGUCGUGAUAUUUGAUAAAGGGUACGAUGUGAUCAGCGUGAGACAAAUAUCUUUGAUAUUUGUGACUUAUACUACAGUUUAUUGUGCGAGGCUGAUGGUAUACGCGGCAAUGACACCGUUACUGCGUCACGUUGGGUAUGGCAUGACCUGGCAACAAUGCAUGGCGUGUGUCUGGGGUGGUCUCAAAGGACCCCUAUCUCUCUGCUUAGCACUGAUGGUGCUGCAAACUCCGGCUGUAUCCGAAGCGGGAGAGACAGCAGGGUUGGUGAUCCUGUCGGUCUUGGUGAAUGCGUCAACCAUGCGCAAAGUGCUGAAAAUUCUCGGUUUAGCCGAGAUCUCUUUGGCCAAGAAAGCGAACAUGACGAAUUGUGUUAAACGUAUUAUGUUGACUCGCGAUCGUUAUAUCUCUAUGCUUAAGAUGGAUAAGUUUCUUGCUGAUGCGAACUGGGACUUAGUGCAAGAUGGCACCACAAUCAAGCACCCGUAUCAGAUACAAAUGUCGGGUCGCGACGAGGACAGCGAUGAAGACGCUUACAUGGGUUACCACUAUACAACGUGCCCUGAUUGCGAGAGAGAAAUUCCCAAUGAACCUACAAAGAAGGAGUUCGCUGAGAUGGUCAGAGAGGCAAACCAACGUGUGCUGAAAGCCCUGAAAAUAUCCUAUUGGCGUCAAUAUGAACACGGAAAGAUCAGUAAAGAUGCAGUCAGGGUCCUAGUUCAGGCUGUGGAGGUCGCCGCUGAUGCUGAUGAUGGCAAAAUCAACUUGGAGCAGCUAGGCACUUUAUGGAAGCCAAAAAGACAUGCGCAUUGGUUACGGCGCAAGUUGGUGAACAUGAUCACACCUGAAGCAGCAAAUGCCCAAGUGCCUCGUCGGAAAUGGCGCCAGCACUGCUAUAGGAUAGUCACAAAUGUAUGGUUUGACGGAUUCAUCUAUAUAAUGAUACUCUGCAAUACGCCCGUCAUACUCUGUGAAGUAGUUAUGAGGUGGCCUUCCAAAACGGCCAUGUACGUGAUUAAAGCGCUAAAUCUGUUUUUCUUUAUAGUAUAUAUCUUAGAGAUGGUUAUAAAGAUGUGUGCGUACGGUUUCUUUGGCUACUUCAAAUCCCAUUGGAAUAAAUUGGACUUUUUUAUCAUCGUGAUGGCUACUGGCGGAAAUAAUGAGCAGAACUUUAGGCAUCUGCACCCGUUCGACGUGGCUUCCUGGUUAGGGUAUCCCGUGUCCCCUGCGACAGACUCACUUGUGACGGAACACCGCGUGGUUAUAGUCAAUUAG